Messenger RNA from Myxocyprinus asiaticus (Chinese sucker), 4653 nucleotides. RefSeq names its product G-protein coupled receptor 4-like. Gene Ontology annotation, biological process: G protein-coupled receptor signaling pathway. Bases 735 to 1826 code for a protein of 363 amino acids. The transcript is spliced from 2 exons. Gene Ontology annotation, molecular function: G protein-coupled receptor activity. The record is from RefSeq and is a predicted model, not a curated record. Gene Ontology annotation, cellular component: membrane. NCBI's taxonomy places the organism in Eukaryota, Metazoa, Chordata, Actinopteri, Cypriniformes, Catostomidae.
GCUAGCUGCCACUUUCAGUUCGCACACUGCAACUUCGCAAGUAUUUCUACUUGUCCGCUGGUUUGAUAUGAACCACACAUGCAAGACGUUGUGUCCUAAUGUAAAUAGUGCAGGCUUUCGAUAUCUGUACGGAUCCUCAUUCAAAUGAGGGAAACAGGAGUUGUUUUGGGGUUAUCUCUGCUGCGUGCGGUUUGGAGAUACGGAGAUCACCUCUGCAAUUGGCACCCGGAAAGGCACCUUCAGAGGCAAAGGAUGAGGGUAGCAGCUACUGAAUGAGUUAUGGACACACAAUAAUAUGGAUGUUCCUGGACAGACCAAAGAACAUUGUCUGAGGGAAUGGUGGAAGUGACUGUUUCAAACUUCUAAAAAAAAAAAAAAAGCCCCGACCUCCAUCUGAAAAACCUUUGCUGAUCAUUUCACAACGAUUAAUGGCAUGUUCUCCAUCUAGCUUGCAUUUGCCCUUGUAGCACUGACUUUAUAUCCUUGACUUGCAAGUACAGCUCUAAGAGAGGUUACAAGACUAGCCAUGAAAUGUAAAAGAGAUUUAUGACACGUCAGACCCACCAUGCUAAAACAGGGUGGGCUACAGUGUUACGAUCGCAACAUAACACAUGUAAGCUAAAAAUAAACCUCUUGACCCUUUAUUCUUAUUCAUAAGUAUGGCUUGAGUUUGGACCUUAGGAAGCUCAGCCAAUCUUAAUGAUUAUAUAAGUCUCUGAGGAACCAAUGAGAUCAUGUGUAACAUCUCAACCUCAUGCAAUGUUGACUCGAACAUUGACCAGUUCUUCCAGCCAGCGCUGUAUAUUAUUGUCAUUGUUCUUGGCUUCCCCACCAACUGCAUGGCCCUGUGGGCUGCUUACAUGCAGGUCAAACAGAAGAAUGAGCUGGGUGUCUACUUGAUGAACCUCUCUGUGGCUGACCUUCUGUAUAUAGCCACGUUGCCACUUUGGAUAGACUAUUUUCUUCACCAUGACAACUGGAUCCACGGCCAGGGGUCAUGCAAGCUAUUUGGUUUCAUCUUCUACACCAAUAUUUACGUCAGCAUUGCCUUCCUUUGCUGCAUAUCAGUGGAUCGUUAUUUGGCAGUAGCUCAUCCCCUUAAAUUUGCCAAAGUUCGUAGGGUCAAAACAGCUUUGUUGGUCAGCACGGUCGUCUGGGUCAUGGAAGUAGUGGCAAACUCUGCACCUCUAUUCCACGAUGAACUCUUCAAGGAUCGCUUCAACCACACCUUCUGCUUUGAGAAGUACCCCAUGCAGGACUGGGUGGCUGGUAUGAACCUUUACCGCACUUUUCUGGGCUUCUUGGCACCCUGGGGUGUGAUGCUGGCGGCAUAUAGAGGUAUUCUGAGAGCUGUGCGAGGUAACGUCUCGACCGAGCCACAAGAGAAGGCCAAAAUUAAGAGGCUGGCCCUCAGUUUGAUCCUCAUUGUGCUCCUCUGCUUUGCUCCCUACCACGUCCUACUGUUGUGGCGUAGUGUGAUCUUCCUCAGCAACCCCUGUGACUGCGGUGCCGAGGAGGACUUGUUUGGUGCAUAUCAUGUAACUCUAGCGCUCACCAGCCUCAAUUGCGUGGCAGACCCUAUACUAUACUGCUUUGUCAAUGAAGGGGCCCGUAAUGAUGUGGGCCGGGCCCUGGCCACCCUUUUGGGUCUCUUCCAUCGGGGUCAGAAAGAUGCACUGAUGGGGGCAUCCAUCACCGUGGAGACGCCCCUGGCAAUGAAGAAGCCAGACUUCUAUGGUGAGGUCAAGAGUAAUGCCUAUAAAUCUGACAUUGAAGUGCUCAAAGAGGAGUGCCUUCAAAUGACCAUUCUCAGUGUUAAGAAGUGAAAUUACAUGUGAACUUAAAGAGACAGUUCAAUUAAAAAUGAAAAAUUCUGUCAUUUGCUCACCCUCAUGUUGUUUCAAACUGACUUUCUUCCAUGGAACACAAAAGAAGAUGUGCGGCAGAAUGACAGCCUAAUGGCCCCGAUAUACUUCCGGAGAAGAUCUUAUUUGUUCUUUGUUCAGGGGUAAAAAGAAGUUCUAAACAGCCGAGCAACGGUACACUGCUUCCAAACAUUCAGACAACCGCCACACUGCUGUGGGAGGCGUUUAGAGAAGCAUAUAAAUAUAAGAACGCUCAGUAAAUCCUUAACUAAUGUGACAUUAAAAUGUGUUAUCAAUGACUUUAUGCUUCAUUCUAUAAGCAGAAUUCACAUGAGGUCAGUAAAAGAAGCUGUUUUGACCACUCAAUGAUGAUUUAAAGUGAUAUGUAUGCAGUAGAAAAUGUUACAUUUUUUCUUGAUUAAAUUCUGACACUAAUGUGCUAACAUGCUACACACGGACAUAAUAUGGGCCGAUUACACUCUGUUAUUGUAAUUUAUGAUGACACUGAUACUUCUGCAAAGAUAGGUUUAUAAAAGAGAAUACAGACAAAAGAAUGGUUAUGAAGGCAUAUAUUACUUUGGGCAGAUGUGUGAAUGGCUUUCACUGCAGAUGGCACAUGAGUGAAUGGGCACGAGAGUAUUUGAGUAGAUUUUAUUCCUUUUGUAGAUUAAUAAAAAAAAAUGCAUGACAUAUUCUUGAAAAAUGUCUUGACGUGAACAAUCGUACUGAUGUUCAUGUUGAAUACUAACUGAAAAAUGGAAACAAAGUAGUAGGUGGAGCUUCAGGUCACACCUACCGAUGACUGAACCAAUGGCAUUAAGAAGGUGUUUAGCAGCCAGUUAGAAGUUUUCCUAAUAGUUUGCACAGGCGAGCUUUCACGAAUCCAAAAACACUUUCUUUUUGGCUCGAUUUUGUUCUAAAUGACUUCAUACCCGUUCGUUCUUCAAUUUCGUAUGAAGUAUAUCUGGGCCUUGAGUUACCAUGCACUUUCAUUGUAUGGCAAAAAGAUGCUAUGAAAGUAAAUUGUGACUGGGACUAACAUACAUUGCCUUUUGUAUUCCAACAUAAGAAAGAAAGUAAUUUUGAUAAGCAUAAGGGUGAGUAAAUGAUGACAUAUUUUUUAUUUAUGGAUAAUUAUCCCUUUAAGGGGUCCCAAGAAAUAUUUCAACACUUAAGCCACACUUUAAACUGUAUGAAUUUCAUUGAAUUAGAACCAAAAUAUUAAACCAAGUGGCAUCUGCAAAGAAAUAAUGCAAGUCCUUUCCUCAGAACUAACUUCUCUAACUUCAUUUUUACAACUUUUAACCAACUGUUCCCAAGGUAAUUUUUUUGCUGCCUUUAUGUGGUAUUGGAAUUAUCCUACUUCGCACUUCUGAACUGGUAGUUAGAAGUACAUCGAGUUCAAGUGCUUUGUUGUCAGAAAGAACAGGAAACAUGGAUGACGAAAGGUUUAUUCAUACAUAUUUCAUAAGGAACUUUUAUUUUAACACUAUAAUACAUAUUACUUCAUUAACUUGCUGACGAUAAUGGAAUUUUAGUCAACUACAAGCUAUUUUCACAGUGUAAAAAUGUACAGCAUGCAUCAAAUGAUUACUGAUAUACAUAAAUAUAUAAAACCGAAACGGCAAGCAUUAACAAUUAGCUUUAUUUAGAAAAAUUAUUAAAACCUGUCAUUCACUACAGAAACCGUAGUCUCCUCCACCAUGUUGAAAGUUUACGAUUCCUCCCAUCUUAGAAACUCGGGUAUCAAAAUUAUCUCCGAGUUUACCAAUCGUAAUUAUGGCUUGAGAGGUCUUUCGUGUGUAACUUCUGAGUGAGAAACUCAUAUUUACGAUAAUUCCGAUAGCACAUGAAGGCACCAUUAGUGAAGGUAUGAAGGUAGUUAAGUUCACACAGAUGCAUCACAACUAUGUCUGGUUUGACAACCAGAAAGUUUAACAUUAUAUCAAACAAUAUUAUAAUGGCACUUGGUUCAAUAUUUUGUUAUAUAAUACAAUGAUAUAUAUACAUUUUUAAGCGUGGCUUAAUUGUAAAUAGGUUUUAGGCCCACUGCAUAUGAAGGUGCACUUCUGAAGAGUACUUUAACAACAGAUGUGUACCUCAAAUUUUACCCAGAAACACUGUCUAUGAUAAAAUCUGAUGUCUUUUAAUUGGAAAUGAGGAUUAAUCAAUGACAGCAAAAUGUUGAUGUUCCCUUCUGCUUUUGAAUGUUUUAUAUGUACGUGUCUGUUCUUUAAGUUUUUGCAGGAAAUAUACUUUGCUAUCCCUGUUUUGACUUACUAAAGCAUUGUUGCUCGUAGCAAGUUUGGUUAUUUAUUUUCCAAAUAUUAUCACAUGAGACUGUUUUUGAAUGGUGUCUAUGACAAGCCUUAUGAUAUGUCAAUAUUAAAGACUGCAUCCUAAUACACUCUAUAAAUAAAGCCUUGAGUGGCUUAACAGCACCAUGUCCAGAGAAACACGUUUCUCUCAGCUGUCUCGUUUGACAUCAUACUUUCUGAUCAGUGACACAGAGAAACCCAAAAUGGAAACUUUUCCAAACGGUGGGCUUUGCAGUUGUUUACAUUUUUUGUUUAGUAGUUUUACAGCUGCCCUAUUUCAGCCUACCAAACUGUAAGUCCUGAAUGUCAACAAUUAAAAAGUGCAAUGUAAUGGAUUUGCUGUUACGCCAAACUAAAAUAAAUGAUUUCAGUUCUUUUGUUGUAUAGUGCACAGCUCUUUUCUUUAGAAAGCUGUAGUUAAUUCUUUCUUGCACAAAAUAUUAUGUAAAGGGAAGCAAAAAACAAAACAA